AUGCUCUUCACCUUUGUGGCGAGCUACUGGCUGGACUCGGGCAUGGAAAACUGCUUCAUCGCCCUCGGCGUCCUCAGCUUCGUCAUCAUGGGUUUGAGCCUGCCGAUGAUUAUGUUCGGCAAGAGAUCGCGCCGGUGGGCCAAGGAUAGAUAUCUGCGAUUUGUUGAUAUCCGUGACGGCUUUUCCAAGUAA
Molecule: messenger RNA, 192 nt
Organism: Colletotrichum acutatum
Lineage: Eukaryota; Fungi; Ascomycota; Sordariomycetes; Glomerellales; Glomerellaceae
Exons: 1
Coding region: 1-192 (63 amino acids)
Source: RefSeq, a predicted model, not a curated record